Messenger RNA from Pteronotus mesoamericanus, 1970 nucleotides. RefSeq names its product zinc finger protein with KRAB and SCAN domains 4-like. Lineage: Eukaryota; Metazoa; Chordata; Mammalia; Chiroptera; Mormoopidae. The record is from RefSeq and is a predicted model, not a curated record. Gene Ontology annotation, cellular component: nucleus. Gene Ontology annotation, biological process: regulation of gene expression.
AUGAGAAGAAAGGAGAGGAUAGCAGUCCCCGCUGAAAUCACCUCGGGCGAUAAGUGGGUCCAGGAUGAAAGGCGUCAGGACAGAGAACCGAAGGAGCAGCGCUUGAGGAGCGGUGUGACCUGUGACUCAGUGUUCAAGUCCAGGGCCUGGACGCGCGAGUGCGGCCCGGGCGCGGCCCUGGACGCCCGGGAGGCCGACGACCGGGCCGGGAUCCCGGCCGUAAAGGCGGAGGACGAGGAGGCCCCGGGUCCCGAGCGCUCGCGCCAGCGCUUCCGCGGCUUCCGGUACCCGGAGGCCGGGGGACCCCGCCGCGCGCUGCGCCGGCUCCGCGAGCUCUGCCGCCUGUGGCUGCGGCCCGAGACGCACAGCAAGGAGCAGAUGCUGGAGCUGCUGGUGCUCGAGCGGUUCCUGCGCAUCUUGCCCGGGCUGCGGGCUCGGAUGCGGGAGCUGCGCCCGCAGAGCGGUGAGGAGGCGGUGGCGCUGCUGGAGGAUCUGCAGGGCCCGCGGGCGGAGCCCGAGCCGCAGGUGGAGGGCGGGCGCGGGUCUGAGAGCCAUAAGCUCGAGAAGGGGCUGCGGAAAAUGGAAGCUGUGGCUCUGACUGUCUCCCCUGCACGGAUGGAGCUGGAGUCGCCUCAGGCGCACGUGUGUGGAGGUGGAAGGCAGGAGGGCCGUGGCGCUCUCACCUCCGCGGGUGGUGAAAUGCAGGUGAAGAUCAGGGACUUGCCUCUAGCUGAGGAGCAUCCGGAACAAGAGCCGGGGCUGAUGCGGUGCCACCAGGGCGAAGCCAUUGCCCAGACACCCCCACGAGCAGGGGCAGGUGAACAGGGCAGGUUACAGACGAAGCAGAGGGACACCAGCGUGAGGAGGCGGCACGUUUGCCACGAGUGUGGAAAGAGCUUUGCUCAGAGUUCAGGCCUGACUAAGCACAGGAGAAUCCACACUGGGGAGAAGCCCUAUGCAUGUGAGGACUGUCAAGUCUUCGUUGGCAGCUCGGCCCUUUUCACCAAAGUCCACACUGGGGAGAAGCCCUAUGCAUGUGAGGACUGUGGCAAGGUAUUCAGCCACAGCUCAAACCUCAUCAAGCACCAAAGGACGCACACUGGGGAGAAGCCCUACGAGUGUGAGGACUGUGGGAAGGCCUUUAGCCAGAGCUGCAGUCUGCUUGAGCAUCACAGAAUCCACACUGGGGAGAAGCCAUACCACUGCAGCGCAUGUGGCAAAGCCUUUAGGCGGAAUUCGCAUCUCCUGAGACACCAAAGGGUCCAUGGCGAUGGACAUGUCCAGGAUCCUGAGCGCGGAGAGACUUGGGAGAGUCACGGGAAGGUGGCGAGCCAGGAGGGGGAGGUCGCGGCUCCCGUGUCUUAUAAAUGUAAUGAGUGCGAGCGAAGUUUCACGAGGAACAGAAACCUUGUUGAACAUCAGAAAAUCCACACUGGUGAGAAACCCCACGAGUGUGAGGCAUGUGGAAAAGGCUUCACCUGAACAUCAUACCUUGUUCAACAUCAGAGAAGCCACGUUGUCAAAAAGAUCGUGUCCCGGGGACCUGUAUCUUUGGUGCCCAAAUUGCUGCUCCUUCCUCUUUGAACGAAGCCUCCCUGGAGCCCCUCCUGACCACAGAAGUAAUGGGCUGGGGCUUUAUUCACCACACGCCCUCAGGCAGGUAUUAGAUCUUCCACAUUCUACAGGGUGACUGGAAAAAUCCUUGUUUGAAAGGAGGCCCUGAAUUGUUGUCUGGGAGACGUAGGACCUGAGACAAGUUUGUCCCCAUCUAUUGGACUCCGGGGGCUUCCAGACUGGAUCAUCCCCUCAGCCACCACCUUUCCUGGGUCGGUGGUUCUGACUGAGGGGCUGCUGCUCUGGCUGCUCAUUCUACCCACAGGGAACCCUCCAGCCGUGGGUUGGGUCAAUGACGUCUUCUCCCCCCAUGGUGCAUUGCCUAUAGCUGCUACAUGUGAAAUGACCUUCACUUC